Molecule: messenger RNA, 1009 nt
Organism: Ochotona curzoniae (black-lipped pika)
Lineage: Eukaryota; Metazoa; Chordata; Mammalia; Lagomorpha; Ochotonidae
Gene: GLO1
Product: glyoxalase I
Exons: 6
Coding region: 76-630 (184 amino acids)
Molecular function (GO): lactoylglutathione lyase activity; metal ion binding
Source: RefSeq, a predicted model, not a curated record
GGGCAGCUCCCGGGUCGGGCGGGGUGGAACCCGCGCUCUCCCCGGCGGUGGUUAGUGAGGCUCGGCAGUGCAGCCAUGGCAGAACCGCAACCCGUGCCCGGUGGCCUCACGGACGAGGCCGCCCUCAGCUGCUGCGCCGACGCGGACCCCAGCACCAAGGAUUUCCUGUUGCAACAGACCAUGCUAAGAAUUAAGGAUCCUAAGAAGUCAUUGGAAUUCUAUACCAAAGUCCUUGGAAUGACGCUAAUUCAAAAAUUGGAUUUUCCUUCUAUGAAAUUUUCACUCUAUUUUAUGGCAUAUGAGGAUAAAAAUGACAUCCCCAAAGAUAGAAAUGAACGAUUAGCAUGGGUGUUUUCCAGAAAAGCUACCCUUGAGCUGACACACAACUGGGGCACUGAGGACGACGAGACCCAGAGCUACCACAGUGGCAAUUCAGACCCUCGAGGAUUUGGUCACAUUGGAAUCGCCGUUCCUGAUGUACACGGCGCCUGCAAAAGAUUUGAAGAACUGGGAGUCAAAUUUGUGAAGAAACCCGACGAUGGUAAAAUGAAAGGCCUGGCAUUUAUUCAAGAUCCUGAUGGCUACUGGAUUGAAAUUUUGAAUCCUAACAAAAUUGCUACUAUUGUUUAGUGGUAUGGGAAUGGUCCUCAGUGAUGUCAGUAAGAUGGAGAUAAGAAAAAAAACAACAGAUUCAAGAUGCUGCAGUGCCAGAGGCUUUGGGAACUGAUGGAUCAUUGUCGCAAUUUGAAUUACUUUCAAUUUUGUGUCCUUGGAUAUAGUCGUGACUUUGCUUUUUGGGUUAAUUAGAACAAAUCCCUUCAGAAGCUGCAUUUGCCUUUUUCUGUAACCUGAAUAUUCUAAAUACCACUUCUCUUUAAGUUUUCCUUUGAAUCAUUUAUAUGCUUAAAAAAAGAAACCCUUGGCCAUGUAUGUGCUGUAGUUAUCAUCUGGUGGUCUCAGUUCCUUAGAAGUGUUUUCAUGAUGGAAAAUAAAGAACACUGAACCACAA